AGCUCUCCAGUUGGAUUCCAAACUCUUCAUAGAGAUAAUGGGAAGCUUCAGGAGGGGGAAAGCCGACUGCGGGGACAUCGACAUAUUAAUAACUCGUCCAACGGAUGAUGGACGCACGCACUCGGGCAUCAUACGGCGUCUUCUGUGGAUAUUACACCGCAAGGAAAUCUUGACGGAAGACCUCUCCAUACCUGACGAUUUGGAUGAUUUAGAAUGUGUCUAUCGGGGCCUUUGUCGCAAAGACAAGGACAGCAGACGUCGAAGGAUAGAUUUUCUGACUGUCCCUUGGAAGUCGAGAGGCGCAGCACUCUUGUACUAUACGGGCGACGACAUCUUUAACCGUGCCAUGCGAUUGAAAGCCAAUGUCAUGGGAUACUCUCUGAACCAACGCGGGCUAUAUGCCGGCGUAGUCCGUGAUCCGAGUAAUCGCACGGUCAAGCUCAACGAAGGCAAUAUAAUCGCGUCGGAGACUGAAGAGGAGAUAUUCAGGAUUCUCGGGGUGCCGUGGCAAGAGCCGCAUGAGCGUGUCAGGAGUUGA
Molecule: messenger RNA, 538 nt
Organism: Gloeophyllum trabeum ATCC 11539
Lineage: Eukaryota; Fungi; Basidiomycota; Agaricomycetes; Gloeophyllales; Gloeophyllaceae
Product: Nucleotidyltransferase
Exons: 8
Coding region: 38-538 (166 amino acids)
Biological process (GO): double-strand break repair via nonhomologous end joining
Cellular component (GO): nucleus
Molecular function (GO): DNA binding; DNA-directed DNA polymerase activity
Source: RefSeq, a predicted model, not a curated record